AUCCAUGAAAAACGUAAUAUUUGAGCAAUGGCCUGAAGGGGGUGAGGGAGUGAACUGUUUUAGAAAUCUGGGGGAAGGGUAUUUCAGGUACCGGGAACAGCCAGGGCAAAGGCUCUGAGGUGAGACUGCUGGGUGUGGUUGCAGAACAGCAGCUAGCAGUGAUUGAGGGGCAGGUGAGCCAGAGAGAUAAUAGGGGUGAAUGGGGUCAGACCAUAUGAGCCACAUUGAGGACUGGAGCAUUUAUUGGGUGUGAUAAGGGAGAUGUGGUGCAUUCUCAAGUACAGGAGAAAUGUGACCUGGCUUGUAAAAGUCUGGGUGAGACCCUAUGAAUCCCAACCUGAUUGAACCUUUCUGGCAGCCGUCAGGUUAGCUUGUACUCAUUGAGAUCCCCCCGCCCCAACUCCAAUUAGUGGUUGUGUCUGGGCCAGACCCUCCUCCCCCUACACCCCUCACUUGGGUAGAUCAGUGGCGUAGUCCACUAGUCACCAUGACGAUGGUUGCUAAGGGAGGUUAGAGGUCUUUGUAGCCAUAUAGAGCAGGCUGCCUUGGCAGUUGGGGCUGAUGUUGGGUUGGUGCCAGCAGAAAAUGCCGUUCUACGGGCGUGUCCAGGGUUAUGUCAGUUGUUCUGAGGUCCUGGGCAAUUCCCCUUCUCCACCCAUGGCUAGGUUCAUCACUGCUGCUGCACCCAAGAAUACCUGCUGCUCCCACAGGGGGGCUGCCUCCCUAGAAACCUGCAUUCCAUCGAUUGGACCCUUGCCCUCAGCCAUCCACCCAAGACUCGGUACUCAGGUCGCCAUGGAUCGGAUGAAGAAGAUCAAACGGCAGCUGUCAAUGACACUCCGAGGGGGCCGAAGUGUAGACAAGACCAACAGUGCCCCUGAACAGAUAGGCCUGGAUGAGAGUGGCGGUGGUGGUGGCAGUGACCUUGGAGAGGCCCCCACCCGCGCUGCCCCAGGGGAACCCUGCUCUGGGCGGGGACUACUCAGCUCUGCACCAGAGAUUGUACACGAGGACUUGAAGAUGGGGUCUGACUUGAAGAUGGGAUCUGAUGGGGAAAGUGACCAGGCUUCAGCCACGUCGUCAGACGAGGUGCAGUCACCAGUGAGGGUGCGCAUGCGCAACCAUCCUCCUCGCAAGAUCUCCACUGAGGACAUCAACAAGCGCCUCUCACUACCAGCUGACAUCCGGCUGCCUGAGGGCUACCUUGAGAAGCUGACCCUCAAUAGCCCCAUCUUUGACAAGCCCCUCAGCCGCCGCCUCCGCCGUGUCAGCUUGUCUGAGAUUGGCUUUGGGAAACUGGAGACCUACAUCAAGCUGGACAAGCUGGGGGAGGGUACCUAUGCCACCGUUUACAAAGGCAAAAGCAAGCUCACAGACAACCUUGUGGCACUCAAGGAGAUCAGACUGGAACAUGAAGAGGGAGCGCCCUGUACCGCCAUCCGAGAAGUGUCCCUGCUUAAGGACCUCAAACAUGCCAACAUCGUCACUCUACAUGACAUUAUCCACACGGAGAAGUCCCUCACCCUUGUCUUUGAGUACCUGGAUAAGGACCUGAAGCAGUACCUGGAUGACUGUGGGAACAUCAUCAACAUGCACAAUGUGAAACUGUUCCUGUUCCAGCUGCUCCGAGGCCUGGCCUACUGCCACCGGCAGAAGGUGCUACACCGAGACCUCAAGCCCCAGAACUUACUCAUCAACGAGAGAGGAGAGCUCAAACUGGCUGAUUUUGGUCUGGCCCGGGCCAAGUCAAUUCCAACGAAGACUUACUCCAAUGAGGUGGUGACCCUGUGGUACCGGCCCCCCGACAUCCUGCUCGGGUCCACCGACUACUCCACCCAGAUUGACAUGUGGGGCGUGGGCUGCAUAUUCUACGAGAUGGCCACAGGCCGGCCCCUCUUCCCAGGCUCCACAGUGGAGGAGCAGCUGCACUUCAUCUUCCGCAUCUUGGGAACCCCAACUGAGGAGACAUGGCCGGGCAUCCUGUCCAAUGAAGAGUUCAAGACACACAACUACCCCAAGUACCGUGCCGAGGCCCUUUUGAGCCAUGCACCACGGUCCCCUUGUCCUUGUGGUAGACUUGAUAGCGAUGGGGCUGAUCUCCUCACCAAGCUGCUGCAGCCCCCACCUCAGUUUGAAGGUCGCAAUCGGAUCUCUGCAGAGGACGCCAUGAAACACCCAUUCUUCCUCAGUCUGGGCGAGCGGAUCCACAAACUUCCUGACACUACUUCCAUAUUUGCACUAAAGGAGAUCCAGCUACAAAAGGAGGCCAACCUUCGCUCUUCGUCAAUGCCUGACUCAGGCAGGCCAGCUUUCCGUGUGGUGGACACCGAGUUCUAAGCCACAGACCCAGGCCCCAGCAGGCAGCAGCUGGAGGGAUGCCACACCCCUCACAGGGCAGCCCCCAACUGCAUCCUCCCUUGCUUGCUGCCUGCCUACCUGCCUGAUCCAUGCUCGCCUGCCCACGUGUUCCCUGCUGCCUGUCCAAACAUCCAUUGGCCUGUCUGCUGGGUGCUAACAAAGCUCUCAUCGCUCCUUCA
Messenger RNA from Myotis davidii, 2537 nucleotides. RefSeq names its product cyclin-dependent kinase 16 (gene CDK16). The record is from RefSeq and is a predicted model, not a curated record. NCBI's taxonomy places the organism in Eukaryota, Metazoa, Chordata, Mammalia, Chiroptera, Vespertilionidae. Gene Ontology annotation, molecular function: protein kinase activity; ATP binding. The transcript is spliced from 16 exons. Gene Ontology annotation, biological process: neuron projection development; exocytosis; protein phosphorylation. Gene Ontology annotation, cellular component: cytoplasm; synaptic vesicle; nucleus. Bases 562 to 2337 code for a protein of 591 amino acids.